Messenger RNA from Penicillium canescens, 861 nucleotides. RefSeq names its product class II fructose-bisphosphate aldolase. Gene Ontology annotation, molecular function: zinc ion binding; aldehyde-lyase activity. Gene Ontology annotation, biological process: carbohydrate metabolic process. The record is from RefSeq and is a predicted model, not a curated record. The transcript is spliced from 2 exons. Lineage: Eukaryota; Fungi; Ascomycota; Eurotiomycetes; Eurotiales; Aspergillaceae. Bases 1 to 861 code for a protein of 286 amino acids.
AUGACCUGGCAAGAAACAAACCGCCACAAAACCAUCCUGCGCGCCGCCGAAGCCGGCAAAUACGGCGUGAUAGCAGCAAUAGCCUACAAUAUCGAACAAAUCCUGGGUCUAGUCCAAGCCGCCGAAACCGCCAAAUCCCCCUUAAUCAUCCAAUUCUUCCCAUGGGCAAUAACAGCAACAGACGGCCUACUAGUGCGCACAGCAGCAGAAGCCGCCAAGCGCGCAAGCGUGCCCAUCAGCAUCCACCUAGACCAUGCACAAUCCGAAGCCAUCAUCAAGCGCGCGGCUGAUACACUACCCUUCGACAGUAUCAUGGUCGACAUGUCGCACUAUGAGAAGGAGGAGAAUCUCGCCAAAACCCGGGCUCUUGUUGAGUAUUGCAAUGCGCGGCAGAUAGUGACUGAGGCUGAGCCGGGACGGAUUGAAGGGAGUGAGGAUGGGGUUAUGGAUACUGCGGGCUUAAAGGCUUGUAUGACUACUGCUGAGGAAGUUGAUGAGUUUGUUGGGACUGGGGUUGAUGCGUUGGCGCCUGCUUUUGGGAAUGUGCAUGGGGAGUAUGGGCCCGCUGGCCCGCAGUUGGAUUAUGAGAGGUUCGAACAAAUUCGUCAACAGGCUCGUGGACGGGUUCAUCUUGCGCUUCACGGUACCAAUGGCUUCUCGCAGGAGACGUUGAAGUAUUGUGUUGCGGCUGGUGUCACCAAGAUUAAUGUUAACAGGCUUGUUCUGGAUGACUACUAUGAUCACCUUCGCGCGAAUGUGGGUAAGAUGCCACACACUCAGUUGAUUGAGGAGGGGAUUCGGAAGGUGGCAGAUUUGACUGUGAGAUGGAUGGAGAUUUGUGGAUCUGCUGGAAAGGCAUGA